Messenger RNA from Canis lupus familiaris (dog), 4071 nucleotides. RefSeq names its product coiled-coil domain containing 82 (gene CCDC82). Gene Ontology annotation, cellular component: nucleus. Bases 1574 to 3118 code for a protein of 514 amino acids. The record is from RefSeq and is a predicted model, not a curated record. The transcript is spliced from 9 exons. Lineage: Eukaryota; Metazoa; Chordata; Mammalia; Carnivora; Canidae.
UGGUGCUGCCCUGCCUUCCAGUAAUGGGAGAACUGUGGUAGAUCUGCCGACGGCAGUGUGAAAAGACCUUAAUCAGAAUCGUGCCCCGCAGCCGUUAAAUCGUGCGCCCCUAGUAGUUGGAUCAGAUUGGCAGCUCCUUGGGAGCAGAGGCCGAGUCGCUAGUUUCUUCCAGUAACGCCACAGCUCAGCCUGUGCUGGCACAUAGUAUGUACCUUCAGUGACCAUUUCUUUGGUCAAUUAAGGUUUCCUCUCCAAACUGCCCUAUGGAAGGAAACGUCAGGGAGGGGUGUUGUUUUACAAAUAGGAAUGCACCCCUCCUGGUGGAAUUUCAAGUAAUGGUUGGGGUUCCACUGCCCUUCUGGCCUUAAAAAUGUAAACUGCCACCUGACAGGGCAAGUGAUUCCUAGAAUGAAUCUUUGAAUGAACUGACCUCAGAGUCUACACGUAAGGGAUAUUUCCUCUGAUGAGAAAUUCAAGUAGACUCAUCAAAGUACUUUGAGUGGUAGAGUUACUGUGUGAGAGAGCAGUAUGGAUUCUUACCUUGCAUUCUUGCAGACAGCGUAGCUUUGUAGAUGCCUUUUAUGUGACUUUAACUAUGAAGCACAAAGAUGUGACAGUAUUGACCCUCUUCAUUUAUUUAAUGCUUCCUGUGUGCAGUUUCUUUGUUUUUCUCUUUGCCUAAAGGUAAGGUAUCAUUAAAGAAGCUUGAUUAUAUUCUCAUUUCAAGAAAUUGUAUACUCAUCAUAUAAAGAAAUUACAUCCAUUGCAUGGAUUCUUUUUUUUUUUGAGUGAAUUCAAACGAUCAAGAGAUGUCUUAUUCAUCAACCUGCCUUCACCUUCUCAUUCUCUCCUCAGGUUCAGUUCACUUUUUCCCUCUGUCAUCAUUCUUCCCUCCCCAGCUAACAUAGUAAAAGUAUUCACAAUUUUAAAAGAGGAGCCAACCAUAUUUAAAUUACCUUCUUUUUCAAUGACAUAAUUUUUGGCAUUAUUGAUAAAAUAGCAGUUUUGAAAUAUGAAGAGAGACCGUGGAAAUUUGGCAGUUGGACAAAUGAAAGUUGAUUUAUUUUAUUUGAACAAAAUUUGUUUCUUCAAAUAUUCAAUAUUGCAGUUUUCCCAAAUAAAAUUUUUUUUCUCAUCGGAGACUGACUUUUUUGGAAUUUUUACUUUUGGACUCAAUGGGGAAUCCUUAAGUCUUGUGAUCAGUGUCAUCAAUAAGAUGGUAGAGGGAAGUUUCAAACUUUCAUCUCUUUUGCACAUUCUUUUCUUGCCAAUUGGAUGGACGAUUUCCAGAAGUUUCUGGCCUAACUCAUGUGCACUAAAAUUCUGUUACAUAACUUUUUAAAAAGCAUGUUUGUAAACUCUAAACUAUUUUGAUGAUUAUUUUAUGAAACUAAAGUUUAGCAUGAAUGAGAGAUAGAAUAAUGACUUUUUAAAGGCAUGAUUUUUACUACCUUAUACAAAUAUAAUAUUGGCAGCAGUCAUUGUAUAGAACUGGACGGGGAAUCAGGAGACCUGGUUUCUUAUCCCUGCUUUGUCACUAACAAGCUGUGUGAUCUUCGAAGCUUAAGUGAAAAUGGUACAUGUUAGAAGACACGAAACAAGGAAAAAUUCUAAAACUCAAGAGCGUGAGCAGAAAUCUCGAGUGGAUUGGAGGCGGACUAAAAGAAGUAGUAUCUCACAGUUACUUGAUAGUGACGAAGAGUUUGACAGUGAGGAAGAGCUUGACAGAGAUGAAGAGUUUGAUAGCAACGAAGAGCUUGACAGUGAUGAAGAGCUUGACAGUAACAAGGGGUUUGAUAGUAAUAAAAAGCCGGAAAAUGAGAGAGAACUUACAUUAAUUAAAGUUGAAAGCAAAGGUAGUAACUGUGAGCAUCUCAUGAACACUGGCAACAGUUCCACAUAUGAAGAAGAAGAAAACAAAAACAAACGUAGAAGUAUUGACUUACCAGAUCAUGAAAAGCUUUUAAGUCAAGAGGAUGAUGAUCUCAAUAAACAUACAGGACAAAUAAUAGAAGAUGACAUAGAAGAAGAACACAUCAAACGAGGGAAGAGAAAAAGGAUCUCCUCAGUUAUGUAUGACAGUGAUGAGAGUGACGACAGUGAUAUCCUCGUUAGAAAAGUAGGUGUUAAACGUCCACGUAGAGUGGUUGAAGAUGAAUGUUCUUCAGUGGAGAUGGAGCAAAAAAAACCUGAAAAAACUUUAGCUGCAAGAAAGCGAGAACAAUUCCAGAAACUGAAAGAACUCUCAAAACAAAGAUCUCGUCAGAGACGCAAUAGUAGUAGAGAUUUUGAGGACUCUGAAAAGGAAUCCUGCCCAAGGAAUGAUGAAAAUGAUGAUGAGGAGGAGGAUGAUUAUGAAUAUGAUGAAGAUGGAGAUGAUUAUAUUAUUGAUGACUUUGUAGUUCAAGAUGAGGAAGGUGAUGAAGAGAAUAAAAGCCAGCAAGGAGAAAAAUUGACUACAUCACAACUGAAAUUAGUAAAACAGAAUUCUCUUUAUUCUUUUAGUGACCACUAUACUCACUUUGAAAGAGUUGUGAAGGCUCUUCUGAUCAAUGCUUUAGAUGAAUCUUUUCUGGGAACAUUGUAUGAUGGCACCAGGCAAAAAUCAUAUGCACAAGAUAUGUUGACAUCUCUUCAUUACUUGGAUAACCGCUUUGUUCAGCCUCGUCUAGAGAGUUUAGCUUCUAGAAGUCGCUGGAAAGAGCAAUACAAGGAACGGGUGGAAAAUUAUUCUAAUGUAAGUAUUCACUUGAAGAAUCCUGAAAACUGUUCCUGCCAAGCUUGUGGAUUGCAUCGCCACUGCAGAUACUCAGUGCAUUUAUCAGGAAAGUUGUAUAACACCAGGACCAUGGAAAUAGAUGAUUUCAUGUCACAUGAUAAACAGGUGUUUACUGUUGGCAGAAUUUGUGCUAAUCGCACCAGAAUUUAUCAUAAACUGAAACAUUUUAAGUUCAAGCUGUACCAGGAAUGUUGCUCCAUUGCAAAGACAGAAGAAGUUGAGGAUGAACAGGUUAAGGAAACAGUGGAAAGAAUUUUCAAUCAGUCAAAGGAAAGUGGCUGGAUUAAGGAGAACAGUUCUUGUGACCCGAGAGUGAAGAAGCACCUGGUGCCAAUCUGAGAAAUAUGGUCAACUUCAAGAAUAUCUAAAUUUGGCGGAUUACUUUCAAGAUGAGAAGUUUGACUGAAUUGUAACACAUUUCCUUCAGAGAAGAUUUUAUAAAUUCCUGUAAAUGUGAAGAUCAUGAGUCUUGUUUCUCUGUAUCAUGUGACGUAUUUAUAUAUUUUAUGUGUACUUUCAUGGCAAAUAUCUUGUUUAAAACAUAUGUUCAUCUCAGUUUCCAUGAAAUGGCACUCUACAGUUAAACAAAAGUUUUGUCUGCUGUACAUAGAAGACAUAAGCCCAAUAAUUUUUAAGUAAAGAGUAUUUUAAAGUUCUAAAACAGGCCUUUAUAACAGAUGAUUAUCAGUAAAUGAGCUGUUCAUGUCCUGUCAGCUUAGUAGGCAAAUACUGUAUUUUAAAAAUGAGUCCAGACUAACAUCUACAUGUAUUUGUUAUUGAAUCCCUGGCCAGAUUUGUUUAUUAUCCUUUCACAGUAUUAAAUGAUCUGCACUGAUACAUUCUUUAUUACUGUCAUUACCUAUAUCAGUGGGCCAUGGAAGAAACCUCAUGUUUCAUUCAGUUCAAUCCCCUCGAGUUAGAAUCAGACUGUAAUUUACCCAUUCUAAAGAGGAGUGCUUUUCUCCGGUUCUGAAGUUUCCUUUAGAAACAGAGCUCAGGCCUCCGGAGGCUUUCAACACUCACAUUCAGGAAUAAUUUUGUGAUACGUUUUUUUUAUGCUUCAUAAUGUUCUUUUGAUUUUUUAUUCGAUUUGUGUACAUGUUAAUGGUUAAGAUAUAUUUUAUUUAUUUUUAUUCAUAACCUUUCCCAUAUAUGUAUUUACAUUACAAUCCAAAGAUCUCAGAGAGUCAAAUUCAGCCAAAAAUAGUUUAAAAGCAUACUUUGGCAUCUGCACUGCUUUGCACAUCUAAGUUUCCCCAUAAUAUAAUAAAGUAAAAUGGUGUCAUACUGAC